Cylicocyclus nassatus is the source of this 1182-nucleotide messenger RNA. The record is from the annotation of a GenBank genome assembly. NCBI's taxonomy places the organism in Eukaryota, Metazoa, Nematoda, Chromadorea, Rhabditida, Strongylidae.
AUGUGGUUCCUCUUCCAAAACAUCUAUGGAGCUAUCUCCAUCAUGCUGUACGCCAUUGUCGUGUAUCUUCUAUUUCGAGAACGCCAGCACUUCAACAGAUCUUUCCUAGCUCUCUUCAUCAUUUUUGCUAUUGUGAGCAUUUCAAACUACAUAGCCUUAUACAUCUCGCUGCGUCUACCAAUGGCAACGGCACAGACAUCGCCUAUUGCUCCAAUUUUGAAGAGUCUUCCGCAACUGUUUCUGCGGCUUGUUGUAUUUCUCUGUUAUUAUCUCCCGUUCUGUAUCAAUGCAACAGAGCUGCUGUUUAUAUUCAACCAAUACAGAGCCAUCGCUUUCCCUUUUGCCAAAGAUUACCCAUUUGAAGUACUGAUAAGCAUUCUCAUAAUCUUUCUUCCACCAUUACCUCUCUCCUACAACCUUUUACUGGUCGAAGCGUCGUUUAUAUACAGGGAAUUCAUACAAGGCUAUUUCCUUAUGUCAGGAGGCGGGCGUGAUGACCGCAAGCGUCUGCUUUACUUGGUAAUAUUCGAAUGUGCGGUAGCUGUCCUGGGUUUGAUACUCAAUUUGGUAGCAGGACUAAUGCUCAAGAGGACUACGUCAGUACACAAUCGCCGAGUGCGAAAACGAAUUUAUCUCGUUUCUUGUAUUUGCUUCGCAUUUCAAGUGCUCAAUGCAGUGGUGACGCUUUGCGUCUAUCUGCUUGGUUGGCACUCCUCAGCAUUGGUCCUGACGAUACGAUUGUAUCCUUUUUGCUAUGAUCUAAACUCUUUGACGCCACCGUACUAUUUCCUUCUUAUCAACCGACGUAUCAAAAGGAGUUUCUUCAAUUUGCCGCUUUGUAAGAGGAUAGCUUCUCUUCGGAAUUCCAUAACAUCGACAAUGACAAGAGACACACCCGUCAUAGGUUAUAUCCGGAGGUCAAAGAAGAGCGGUCUUCCAAUGGAUCUAGAAUUUGAACCCAACGCCCGGUUUUACAGUGGAGGCCCUGAUGACAAGGCGGCCAAUCAGAGCCCGCCGGCGCCCUUUGGCCUCGCCCCCGGGGUAUAUAAGGCAGCGGAGUCUGAGAUAUCGGAUUCAUUUAAAUGCAUCAGCGCAAUCGACGGCGAGUAUCUCGUGAUCGAUGAUGACAAAAUUUGCAAGACACUGCGUGAGGCACGCCCGAAAAGACCUAGAAGAGACUGA